CUCUGUACGCGUACGCAGUCGAUCGUCGCCGGCGAGAACGAAGGACGACGAACGGGCCGCGCGGACCGGACGCUAGGAUGGAGCCGAAGACGCCGUUGGCCCUAGCUCUGACCCUGGCCUUGCUGUCGUCGAUCGCGAGGUGCAACGCCUCGGAAAGCAUAAUCGGCAGCCGGGAAACGUGCGACGUCGAGGGAGAAGACUUCACCGUCGACAAGAUCCCGAACACCAAGUGUUUCAACUGCAUAUGCAAGAACGGUUUCGUCGAGUGCAGGAAGCAGCACGUGUGCCCGAGCAUCGAGGGCUGCUACACGAUGCUGGAGCCGAGGGAGGACGAGUGCUGCCACAGGUGCAAAGGAUGCGAGAGGAACGGCGUGUACCACGAGUCCGAGACCGAGUGGACGGAAGGAAACGACCCGUGCCGGGUGUUCACUUGCAAGGCCGGCGUCGUCACCGAGUCCAGGCUCCACUGCUACACGCCCUGCCUGAAACCGAUCCCGCCGCCGAUCGGCCAGUGCUGUCCUGUCUGCGCGGGAUGCCACGUGAACGGGCAAGUGGUGACCGCGGACAGGUCCGUGACGACCACCGAGGAUCCGUGCGUGACUUGCAGAUGCAACGCGGGACGGUUGAUCUGCGCGAAGCGCGCCUGCCCGGUGUUGCACUGCCCGUCCUCGAGGAUCGUCCGCGACCCUGGCGAGUGCUGUCCACGAUGCAAAGGUAGCGGGAGAUACAUGUCACCGCCGAAGGGCGCGUGCAUGCUGGGCACCAUGAUCUACAACACGGGGAAGCAGUUCUACGCCGACCAGUGCACCAGGUGUAGCUGCUCGAACUCGGCGGUGACCUGCGUCAGGGAGACCUGCCCGGUCCACGACUGUCCCAGCGAGCACCAGAUCACUCUGCCUGGCCGGUGUUGUCCUCAGUGUCCGGAGAUAGAGGAGGUCCGACCGUCGUGCACCUACGCCGGCAAAACCUACGGGGAUGGCGAGACUUGGAAACUUGACUCGUGCAAAGCGUGCGCCUGCACACAGGGGAAAGUGCGGUGCGUGAUGCCGAUGUGUCCGCCGCUGAACCUACCCUGCCCCCCGAACUCGAGGCUGGAGCACCCCGAGGGCCAGUGCUGUCCCCGUUGCGUCGAAAGCGACGGCGUGUGCACGGUGUUCGGUGACCCGCACUACCGCACCUUCGACGGCAAGUUCUACAGCUUCAAGGGCGCGUGCAAGUACCAGCUGGCCAGCGACUGCGCCGGUCACACGUUCAGCGUUCGGGUGACCAACGACGCCAGGUCGACGAGGUUCUCCGCGUGGACCAAGACGAUCGCCAUAAAGGUCGGCGACCUGAAAGUGAAUCUCGGUCAGAAAAUGCGCGUCAAGGUGAACGGUAAGAAAGUCGAGGUGCCGUACCGCGUGGCGGGCCGGCUGGAGGUGAACCGAACCGCGGACAGCAUCAUCGUGUCCACGCAGAUCGGCAUCAAGGUGCUGUGGGACGGCAUCAGCUUCCUCGAGGUGUCCGCGCCGACCUCGUACAGGGGCCGGCUGUGCGGCCUCUGCGGCAACUUCAAUUCACUGUCCAAGGACGACUUCGAGAACCGCAAGGGACGCGUGAUGCAGGACCCGCAGGCCUUCGGACAGUCCUGGGCGGUCGGCGCCAAGAAGAGCUGCGUCAGGCCCAGACCGACGGCGAACCUCGACCGCGACAGACGCUGCAGAGGGCGGAAGGAUCAUCGGUUGUGCAACCGGUUGAGAUCGCAGAUCUUCGACGCGUGCCACAAGAAGGUGAACCCGACCAUGUACUACAAGGCCUGCCUGCAGGACAUGUGCGAGUGCCCCGGCGAGAACUGCUACUGCGAAUCGUUCACCGCGUACGCGCACGAGUGCAAGAGACUAGGCAUACAGUUGCCACACUGGCGGAAAUCGACCAGGUGUCGUACCGGCUGGGACCAGGCCGCCGCAGGUUCCUCGUUGCUCGGCCCGCGAUUCCCAUGAGCCCCGUGUCGCGCGUCGCGUCGCGUCGCGUAGCCACCGACCCACCGCCGCUUCACAAUCUUGGACAAGCGUAUCCUCGGCUUCCGUUUUCGGCAGGCUCGAGGAGUGCUCGCGAGUCGGGGUACGUUUACGGGAGAGCUGCAGCCUAUCGAGGAAAUUAGGGGAUUAGUACUCUUGUUUUAAACAUCAGACAUUAACACGUUGAGCGCCACGAAAAUCUUAAGCGUUUUCCCAUAGAGUAGGAAUAAUUAUGAAUCGUUUGGCGUUGCAACGUUUACGGGAGAGCUGCGAUCAGCCUAGGUUAGUUGUUCGGUUUGAGAAAAAGAACAUUCGAAUAUUAUAGUAUUUUUAUGGUAUCCCUAGCGAAAAUGAGAAAUGCUAUAACAUUAGAUCUUUCAUUUUCCUUAGUGCAAAAUUUGGAUGAGAAAUCUAAUAAUUAUGGUAGUUUCUUUAAGAUUCAUUGAAAUAUCUAUCAUCUCUGGUGCAAUAUUAGCCUACAGAGGUCAAAGGGUUAAACGAUCAAUGAUCAAAUUAACACCUUCGCUAUCUUUGGUCUCCGCAAUUAUAUCUUCAAUCCAAUAAAUCCAAAUAUUGGCAAAAUGAAACUCCACCGUUGAGUUCCUAAAUAUAAUCUCGCAGCUUUCUAAUGACAAUAUCCAUUAAUUUCACUUUCACUAAGUAAAAAACAGAAUUACACAGCGAACGUGUUAAUCCAAUACAGGAAUUUCUACAAACUCAUUUAACACAUUGAGCGCCGGCGACGUAUCGGCCACUUAGCUCAAACGCGUUUCAUUCGCUUGUAUCUGAUCAACGAGUAGCCAGAAAAAAUAUUCAAAACAUUACAAAUUUUCAUAAAAUAGUAGAUUUCAAUUGCACAUUCGCCAUAUGCAAAUGGAAAUCCAGAAAUCCGCAUUAUUGCGGGGCCGGCGCUCAAUGUAAGUUCGGUUAACACGUUGAGUGCUACGUCAGUCCCUGGGGACUGACAGCGAACUCCUCGUUUGGUCGACAUCGGUGCACGAGACCAGCAUUUCAAAAGAUUAAAUUAUCAAUGACAAUUACAAAAUUUACGUUAAAAUUUAGCGUACUCCCAUGGCAUUUUCAGACUGAUCGUUUCUCGGUGUUCGCACUUUCUCUCUGGCAUUCCCCACCCCAUUAUCUUAUGUUUAUACAUCGUAUACACGUGCAUCGCCUGCACCAUUGUCACAGUGCGAACGACAAAAGAAACAGUGAAAAAAAGGAAUCGUCCGUUGCGCUGUCGCGCGGUCUAGUUCAGCGUUCGGCGUCAAAUGCUCACGCUCUGCCGCCUGAGCGGAAAGUAUAGCAAAAUCGGCGCGCGCUCGACGUGUUAACCGGUCGACCGACGAUACAAGAGUGAACGAACGCUGUCUCCGUUUCUAACGCAGCUCCGCCGUAAACGCACCCUCGGCCUGUCUACUCGCCAGCCGAUCCGAUCCGAUCCGAUCCGAUCCGGAGCGAAGCGAAGCGCGAGAUCCUCGCUCGACGAGAGUGUCCGCUCUAUUACUAGUCACCCGUUCCCCUGGGAAGAUCGAGAGCUCGGAUCGAGAGCAGCGACGGCCGCCGCUGCUCGUCGACCGUCGACCGCCACGGGAACGGGAAUCAUCGCCGCGGGUCACGCGACUCCGCGACGCGAGACACGCGACACACGAGACACGCGAUCCUCUCCGACGCCCGAACCCGAUAUUCCGGAGCACCGUGCAGUAUUUCGGCCGAUGAGCAGGCUCGCGGCAAUAGCGUCUAGCUAUCGAUCCUCCGUUGACACUAGAACUACCGUACCGGUCGACAUGACCGGUUUCGAUUUGUUUGUUUAGCGGUUAUUGAUGUCUUCGAAGCAUUCAAUGUUCGAAAUGAUUUUUAAAGUAGCUUCGUUGAUGUCUUCGAAGCAUUGAAUGUGCGAAAUGAUUUUUAAAGUAAAUAGCUUCAUUGAUAUAUUCGAAAUGAUUUUGAAAGUAAAUAGCUUCAUUGAUAUCUCCGAAGCAUUGAAUAUUCGAAAUGAUUUUCAAAGUAAAUAGCUUCAUUGAUAUCUUCGAAAUGAUUUUGACAGUAAAUAGCUUCAUUGAUAUCUCCGAAGCAUUGAAUAUUCGAAAUGAUUUUUAAAGUAGCUUCAUUGAUAUCUCCGAAGCAUUCAAUAUUCGAAAUGAUUUUGAAAAUAAAUAGCUUCAUUGAUAUCUUUGAAGCAUUAAAUAUGCGAAAUGAUUUUGAAAAUAGCUUCAUUUGAAUAAUAUAAUGAAUGUCUGAAGAAACUGAAAAUCUAUUGUUACAAUUUCUAUGGGAAUUGCAUAUUAACCCUUAGCACUCCAGGUUGUCUUGUAACCUACCAGCA
Nomia melanderi (Alkali bee) is the source of this 4320-nucleotide messenger RNA. The record is from RefSeq and is a predicted model, not a curated record. NCBI's taxonomy places the organism in Eukaryota, Metazoa, Arthropoda, Insecta, Hymenoptera, Halictidae.